Molecule: messenger RNA, 993 nt
Organism: Dendrobium catenatum
Lineage: Eukaryota; Viridiplantae; Streptophyta; Magnoliopsida; Asparagales; Orchidaceae
Product: heat shock cognate 70 kDa protein 2-like
Exons: 1
Coding region: 1-993 (330 amino acids)
Biological process (GO): cellular response to unfolded protein; protein refolding
Cellular component (GO): cytoplasm
Molecular function (GO): misfolded protein binding; ATP binding; ATP hydrolysis activity
Source: RefSeq, a predicted model, not a curated record
AUGGAUCCUCCCGCUCAAAUCCCAUGUUCCGGCAACUGCCUCGUCCACCUACACUCCUUCUCCGGCCACGCCUGGCUGCUCCGCCGCAUCUGCCCUUUCCUGCAAUAUCCCGGCCCCCUCGGCAUUCCCCAUUUCCUGAUCACACAAACCAAUAACCAGGCAAUCCUCCUUUCCCACAUAGAAAUCAUCACCUUACAUUUCCUACUUAAGAAAGCCACCAUAGAAGGCCUCGGCCUGCCAGCCAGACACAUCGUCGCCAUCCUCCCCGCUAGCAGCAACACCACCCACUUUCAAACACAACUAUCCGCAGGCGCCUCCGGCGCUGCAAUGCGCAUUCUCUUUUUCAUGGCAAGGCCGGUUCUUGCCGCCUCCUAUUAUCAAUCUCUCACGCCCGGCCACAGAACCGUCCUUGUAUUCGAACUCGGUGUUGAAAUUUUCGAAGUCUCUCUGCUCACCGAAGAUGAGAAUCUAAAAGUAAAGGCUGCCGUUUCCGACUUGGGCUGCCCACUCUUUAACUUUAUGGCUUCAGAGUUACCACGGUGUAUCGGAAUUGACAUCACAGGCGACGCUAGCGGUCUCCUUCGCAUCCGAGAGGCCUGCGAACGCGCCAAGAACGCCCUAUGUUUGGGCUCGGGUACCGCGGAUGUUAUGUUUGAGCGACUAGGAAGCAAGGUGAGUAUGCAGAUCAAUCGGGAAUGGUUGGUGUGGCUGAAUCUCAAUCAUCUUCACCGCGGAAUCAUGAGGUGCUUGAUGGAAGGCGGAGUCAGGCGAGAAGCCGUGCAUGAGAUAGUGCUCGCCGGAGCUUCCACUAACAUACCGGAGGUCCGACAAGUUCUUCGACAGUGCUUUCGAAGGCAGCCUUUCAGAUGUGACAUCGACCCUGAAAAUAUUGUGGAGUUAAGUGCCAUGCAAUACGUAAAUGACGUCUCCGCUAGGUAUAAUAUCCCUCUGUUUGGCCUUAGACUCUUCAAUUUUGGGCUUUACUCUAUUUGA